UGGAAGAACUCAGAGAAGGCCAGAAAGGAGUAGGAGAUGGCACAGUUAGCUGAGGUCUAGAAGAUGAUGAAGACAUGACAAAAGAUGGACAGGGAUGAUAAUUGGGCCUCCAAGAACAAUUUAUGAAAACCAAAUAUACAGCCUUAAAAUAGAAUGUGGACCUAAAUACCCACUAGCACCCCCCUUUGUAAGAUUUGUAACAAAAAUUAAUGUAAAUGGAGUUAAUAGUUCUAAUGGAGUGGUGGACCCAAGAGCCAUAUCAGUGCUAGCAAAAUGGCAGAAUUCAUAUAGCAUCAAAGUUGUCCUGCAAGAGCUUCAGUGCCUAUUGAUGUCUAAAGAAAAUAUGAAACUCCCUCAGCCACCGGAAGGACAGUGUCACAGCAAUUAAUCAAAAAGAAAAACCACAGGCCCUUCCGCUUCCCCCCGCCCGAUUCGAUUUAAGCAGUCUUCGUUUUCCACAGUAGUAAAUUUUCUAGAUACAUCAUGUAGAUCUCAAAGUACUGGAAAGGAAGCUCCAAUU
Molecule: messenger RNA, 520 nt
Organism: Pan troglodytes (chimpanzee)
Lineage: Eukaryota; Metazoa; Chordata; Mammalia; Primates; Hominidae
Product: ubiquitin-conjugating enzyme E2 variant 1-like
Exons: 1
Coding region: 95-388 (97 amino acids)
Source: RefSeq, a predicted model, not a curated record